Messenger RNA from Didymodactylos carnosus, 1485 nucleotides. Lineage: Eukaryota; Metazoa; Rotifera; Eurotatoria; Philodinida; Philodinidae. The record is from the annotation of a GenBank genome assembly.
AUGACAUCCACAACGCAGCCAGUGACGCCCACAACACAGCCAGUGACAUCCACAACACAACCGGCGACAUCCACGACACAGUCACUGGCAUCCACAACACAUCCGACGGUAUCCACAACACCCCCGACGACGUCCCCAACACAGCCAGCGACAUCCAGAACGCAGUCAGCUACAUCCACGACACAGCCGGCGACAACCACAACACAGCCAGCGACAUCCACAACACAGCCAGCAACGUCCACACCACAACCGGCGACAUCCACAACACAGUCAGCUACACCCACAACACAGCCAGCGACGUCCACAACACAACCGGCGACAUCCACAAAACAGCCAACAACAUCCACACCACAACCGGCGACAUCCACAACACAGUCAGCGACGUCCACAACACAACCGGCGACAUCCACAACACAGCCAGCAACGUCCACACCACAACCGACGACAUCUACAACACAGUCAGCUACAUCCACAACACAGCCAGCGACGUCCACAACACAGCCAGUGACAUCCACAACACAACCGGCGACGUCCACAACACAACCGGCGACAUCCACAUCAACAACACACCCAGCGACAACAACAUGCGUUGGUUCAUGGAAUCCUACAGCAUCGCUUCAGUAUGGAACGGGCACUGCUGGCAAUGCAUCAAAUCAAUUUAAUUAUCCCGUUGAUAUAUUUAUUGAUAGUAGCGAUAAUCUUUAUGUUGCCGAUAACGAUAACGGUCGAAUCCAAAAGUUUGCAAUGAGCUCAACUAUGGCUACAACGGUUGCUGGCGGUCAAGGAGGAGGGACAAACUCAAAUCAACUUAAAAACGCAGCCGGUGUUUUUGUCAAUAGCGCUUAUAUAUAUGUUAGUGAUGUACAGGCAGGGAUUGGCACCCGUAUACAACGAUUUCCAUACAAUUCAGUAAGUGGCACCGCUGCAACAACCGUGGCUGGUGCAUCGGGGUUUAACGGUGCCGCAACAGAUAUAAUCGGGAACUGCUGGAGCUUGUAUGUCGAUAGCAGUAAUAACGUAUUUGAAACCGAUUUCACGAAUUGUAGAGUGUUAGAAUUCCCGUCCGGUUCUACCAGUGGCUCGUACGGUACGCUCAUAGCUGGCGAUAGUACAUGUGCAAACAGUUCGACUGAGUUAAAUGCUCCGCACGCUAUCACUCCAGAUUCAGCGAAUACCGUUUUUUAUAUCGCUGAUAACUCGAAUAAUCGUAUUCAGGUAUGUCCACAGAGUGGCAGCGGUGCUUGUUCAACAUUGGUAGGUGCACCCACAAUAAACGCACCUUACGACGUUGAACUAGCUCGUGAUGGAAAUUUAUAUGUGGUCGAGAAUACCCAAGUAUUACGGUUUCCAGGCGCUUCAGCUACUGGUAGCGCAGUUUUAUCAUCAUUAAAUGGAGCUAUAGCAAUAGCAUUCGACUCGCAAAUGAACAUGUAUAUUGCCGAAUGGACUCAGCAGAGAGUGCUAAGAUUCGAUUACAUAUGCUGA